AUGCAACUAGGGGUCCACGAUGUCUAUACGAUCAGCUACUGCAAAGGCGGGUCUUGUCGGAAUAUGUGUGCCGGUGUUGUGCUAAUCAAAGCACUUACGGGCAUUUCCACGCACCUGAAACACCGUAUCCCGACGCCGUCUUCAGCUGUCCCAUCGUAUGUUGGUCAACCGGAAGCAGAACGUCGAGCCAACUACGCCACCAUCCAGAUCCUAUGUCACCAAAGACGAAAAGAUGCAGAGUCUGCUAUGUCCGAUGGGUCGUGGAAGGAUCUACAUAAAGAUGACUGGAAGAAUGUGCGCGAACAUUUGUAUCGGAAGAAGACGGCCAGCCUUAAGCGCCGACAGCUUGAAGUCUUGAUUCGCUCUGAGACAGUUCGUGAUCUGUAUCACGAUGUUGUGGAAUCAAUUAUUGAUUUGUAUAAAGAUAGUGGAACUGGGCUUCACCCGUGGCAGCACUUCCGUGCAGCGGCUGAUAAACUUGCCGAGUUGCACAAAUUCAUGAAGCUGACCGUCGCCAGGGUGUAUGCACUGGGUACGGCCGAGGGUGCGGCAACUUACUCUUAUGAUUUCUUCGAGAAACUCCGAGAUGUCCAAGCUCAUUCCAAUAGUCCGACACCUUGUCGACUUGAUUUUGAGGCUUUGCGGUUGUUCUCUUCAGUCCAAAUAGCGGAACAAGUCGCCAUGCAUUUUCCAACCCUCACCCCAGAGGGCCAGGAGACUGUGUUCGUCAGACCUCUACCGAUUGAACAACCUGGUAUGGGAUACUCUGCGAGUGUCGCACGGGCAUCCCCCAGUAUAGAUCCACGGGUCGCCGAGGUACACAAACCGCCACACCACGACCAGUCUUUGUCUGAGUUGGGCCAUGUGGCACUCGAUGUGGAUGGCUUCGAUACGACUGACGUUAAUUCUGGAUCACACCAGUUUAUUCCUUUUGACUAUCUUCGCGGUUAUCUUUCCCAACCGGACGACCCACUACCGAAGCGCAUGCGAAGGAACAAGCGAACUGCCAGACGCCGUCAGCGUCGGUAUUCCAAUAUCAAACCCAACUCUAGUUCGAAUUUGUUGCUAACCGACUCGCAAACACCAGCGUGUGCCCAUAUUCCGUCCGAGCUCCACGUCCGUCAACCGAAUCCGAGUUCUUCUGGCAGGGUUGCGGAUCAGUGUGAAAAGGGUCAAGUUAGUCAAAGUGAUGCGUUACUUCCAGUUCUGUCGAAUUUCCAUUCCUCACGUGGUGAAGCCGAGUCGUACCUGAGUGAAGACAGUUCUGGCGCGUCUUUGUGUAGCUGCGCUUGUGGAGACGAUUCUUUCACCGAUACUUCCAGUUCCGCCAACGAGGAGGAUGAGGCUGAUUUCCACCGUGGACGAAGCACGGCAUCGCGGCCAACUGUCGGAUCAACAUCGGGUCCACCACCGUUCUCACCAAGUUCCUAAGCCUUUCCAGUUCUUCCCCCAGUCAAUUCUUCUUAUUUCUAGGUCUUCCUUCAUCUUCGACUGACGGACAGAAAGACAAACAGACUGACGGUUGAUAGAUUCGCUAUAAUGCUGACCUAUAUUUAAUCUCAUGGACAUCAGCCAGCCGUGUUCCUUAUUUUUUCGGGCGAUGGCCAUUCGUAACUAUUUUGUUUUGCCAUUUUUUCGGUGGCAGAUGUGGUUGGUCCUCACGCUCGCCCCUCAACUUGCUGUUGUUAUUGUUGCCAUCGUCGUAGGUGAAAUGCACCCUACGUGUACGUUAAUGCGAUCUCCAGCGGCUGUUGAUUAGUCUGUUAUAUUUUUCGGUCCUCUCGUUAUUCAGUAUGCUUCAGCAAUGUCUUAUGUUGAAUGAAAUCCUUCCACAUGCC
Molecule: messenger RNA, 1838 nt
Organism: Opisthorchis viverrini
Lineage: Eukaryota; Metazoa; Platyhelminthes; Trematoda; Opisthorchiida; Opisthorchiidae
Exons: 8
Coding region: 1-1431 (476 amino acids)
Source: RefSeq, a predicted model, not a curated record